This is a messenger RNA of Ornithorhynchus anatinus (platypus), 3176 nucleotides long. It is a transcript of the gene FIG4, whose product is annotated as FIG4 phosphoinositide 5-phosphatase. Gene Ontology annotation, biological process: phosphatidylinositol dephosphorylation. Gene Ontology annotation, molecular function: phosphatidylinositol-3,5-bisphosphate 5-phosphatase activity. The coding region runs from base 1 to 2724 and encodes 907 amino acids. The transcript is spliced from 23 exons. Gene Ontology annotation, cellular component: intracellular membrane-bounded organelle. NCBI's taxonomy places the organism in Eukaryota, Metazoa, Chordata, Mammalia, Monotremata, Ornithorhynchidae. The record is from RefSeq and is a predicted model, not a curated record.
AUGCCCGCCCCCGCCGCCCCCAUCAUCAGCUCCGUCCAGAAGCUGGUGCUCUACGAGACCAGAGCUAGAUAUUUUCUGGUGGGGAGUAAUCAUGCUGAGACGAAGUAUCGGGUCCUGAAAAUAGAUCGCACCGAGCCCAGGGAUUUGGUUAUCAUCGACGAUAAGCAUGUCUACACGCAACAAGAACUGAGGGAGCUCCUCGGCCGCUUAGAUCUAGGAAACAGAACAAAAAUGGGGCAGAAAGGCUCUUCCGGACUCUCUCGGGCCGUCUCGGCGUUCGGCAUCGUGGGGUUUGUCAGGUUUUUAGAAGGUUAUUACAUUGUGUUGAUAACGAAACGGAGGAAGAUGGCCGACAUCGGAGGACACGCGAUAUAUAAGAUCGAGGAUACAAACAUGAUCUACAUCCCGAAUGAUUCGGUCCGAGUCACGCAUCCCGAUGAAGCCAGGUACUUGCGAAUAUUUCAAAACGUGGAUCUCUCCAGUAAUUUUUAUUUCAGUUACAGUUACGACCUGUCCCACUCCCUGCAGUAUAAUCUUACCGUUUUGAGAAUGCCUUCGGAGAUCCUGAAAAGCGAAACGACGCAGACUCGACAGGAGAGUUUCGACAUCUUCGAAGACGAAGGUUUAAUGGCCCAGGGUGGGAGCGGAAUAUUUGGGAUCUGCAGCGAACCUUAUACGAAGUACGUGUGGAAUGCUGAUUUAAUGGGUGUAAUUAAAAACACGGUCCACCAUAACUGGCUGUUAUAUAUCAUCCACGGAUUCUGCGGACAGUCGAAACUGCUAAUUUACGGCCGGCCGGUGUACGUCACUCUGAUAGCCCGACGGUCCAGCAAGUUUGCCGGUACCCGGUUUCUGAAGAGAGGCGCCAACUCUGAGGGCGACGUGGCGAACGAGGUAGAGACGGAGCAGAUACUCUACGACGCCUCCGUGAUGUCAUUUACAGCGGGAAGCUAUUCCUCCUACGUCCAAGUUCGAGGAUCGGUCCCUCUCUACUGGUCUCAGGAUAUUUCAACGAUGAUGCCUAAGCCACCGAUCACACUGGACCAAGCGGAUCCGUUCGCUCAUAUAGCUGCUCUCCAUUUUGACCAAAUGCUGCAGAGGUUCGGCUCGCCGAUUAUCAUCUUGAAUCUCGUGAAGGAACGUGAGAAAAGAAAGCACGAGAGAAUCCUGAGUGAAGAACUCGUGGCUGCCGUGACCUACCUCAAUCAAUUUCUGCCUCCAGAACACGCCAUUAUUUAUAUUCCUUGGGACAUGGCCAAGUACACAAAAAGCAAAUCCUACAAUGUGCUCGAUCGCCUGAAUGUGAUUGCAGAAAGUGUGGUGAAGAAAACGGGUUUCUUUGUAAAUCGUCCCGAUUCCUACUGCAGCAUUUUGCGGCCCGAUGAAAAAUGGAAGGAGCUAGGAGGAAGUGUGGUUUCCACCAGUCGUUUGCAGACCGGAGUUCUGCGAACCAACUGUGUAGAUUGUUUAGAUCGUACUAACACAGCCCAGUUCAUGGUGGGGAAAUGCGCUCUGGCUUAUCAGCUUUAUUCCUUGGGAUUGAUCGACAAACCCAAUCUGCAGUUCGACACGGACGCCGUAAGGCUCUUCGAGGAACUCUACGAGGAUCACGGUGAUACGCUUUCCCUCCAGUACGGCGGCUCUCAGCUGGUGCAUCGAGUGAAGACCUACCGAAAGAUAGCCCCGUGGACCCAGCAUUCCAAAGACAUCAUGCAGACCCUCUCCAGAUAUUACAGUAAUGCCUUCUCUGAUGCUGACAGACAAGAUUCCAUCAACCUGUUCCUCGGAGUAUUCCAGCCCGCCGAGGGUAAACCUCAUCUCUGGGAACUUCCAACCGAUUUUUACUUGCAUCACAAGAACACCAUGAGACUUGCGCAAACGAGGAGGAGCUAUACUUACUGGUGGACCCCCGGAGUAAUAGAUCAUUUACCAAUGCCUUAUGAUGAAGUGAGCAGUCCUGAAAACAGAAAGAAGCUGAGAGUGAAGAGGUUUCACAGAUACGAAGAAGAGAUCGAUAUCCAUAAUGAGUUCUUCCGGCCUUAUGAAUUAAGUAGUUUCGAUGAUACUUUCUGCCUGGCCAUGACAAGUUCGGCAAGAGACUUUAUGCCCAAGAACGUUGGCAUUGACCCGAGCCCCUUUACUGUGCGUAAACCCGAUGAAACUGGAAAAUCAGUCUUGGGAAACAAAAGCAAUCGGGAGGAAGCGGUACUUCAGCGCAAAACAGCAGCCAGCGCCCCUCCACCCCCGAGCGAGGAAGCCGUGUCGAGCAGCUCCGAGGACGACUCCGGGACGGACAGAGAGGACGAGGGUUCGGUUUCUCAGCGCUCGACCCCGGUGAAGAUGUCCGACGCGGGCGAUAACGCAAAAAUGAUGGAGAAUGUCGCUCAGCCCCUGAAGGACGUGUACGGGAUUAACCUCUCCGACGUGCCGUCGGAGGACGACCACUCUAUUUAUGCGAGGUUUGUUCAGCUGGGGCAGAGGCAUCAUAAGCAAGACAGAGGCAGCCAGCAGUUGGGUCCGAGGUACUCGGACGGGGUGAAAAAGCUAACGCACAUCUCCACUUUUUCUCAAGACAACAUCUAUGAAGCCCAGCCUCCGAAAGUAGACAGAAAAUCUAUCGAGAUCUUCCAUGCGCACAUUCAAGCCAGCAGAGGAAUCAUGCAGCCCUUAGGAAAAGAAGAUGUCCUCAUAUACCGGGAAUACAUUAGAAAUCGAUACAUGUAGACAAGGAGAAAAGAUGACGCCGCUUCUACUGUACUGUAAAAAAAAAAAAAAUGCCAUUUCCAAGAAGUCAUUAUUUAAAAUUAUUUUGUACGACCUCAAAGGUAAUUCCCCGGUGUUUUGUUGAAUUUUUUCUACCUCAGAGAAAACAGACUAAAUGUUUACCACUCCAAUUGCCUUUUGGUAUAAAAGCGUGAACGGGGAACGGAGACGAAAAUAUGAAUCGUGAAGAUAAGGUUAAAGCGUAUUGGCAUAUCGACUGAGGAGUUUUCUAAGGCUAAGGGAGUCUUGUUCGCUAUUUUAGGAGUUUCAUCAGCUAUUAAUCUCAGGUUGAAAGAAAAUAUGCUACCAUUAGUUAAUAUGCUUUUUCGGAGGCAUUCAAGAAAGUGUUCUGUGUUUGCAUUGUACCAGCAGUCGUAUGCUUACAUAAUAUUAAAGAGAGUUAAAUGAAGGCA